This is a messenger RNA of Miniopterus natalensis, 749 nucleotides long. Lineage: Eukaryota; Metazoa; Chordata; Mammalia; Chiroptera; Miniopteridae. The record is from RefSeq and is a predicted model, not a curated record.
GUGAGAAGGCUCAUGCCUACGCCGUGUUGAAGACCACCUACCAACCUGCGGAUGUUAUUCUGGACCCGGACACUGCGCACCCCAAUCUCCUUGUUUCUGAGGACCGCAGGAGCCUGCAGUGGACAGACACAGAGCAGAGCCUGCCAGACAACCCCAGAAGGUUUUCUGGGAAUUUCUGUGUGCUGGGCUGUGAGAGUUUCACGACCGGCAGACAUUUCUGGGAGGUGGACGUGGUAGGGAGAACACAGUGGUAUGUUGGGGUGUGUAGAGAGAAUGUGGAGAGAAAAUGUUUAAUUAAAUUAAACCCCGAGAGUGGAUUCUGGAUAGCGGGGAUGUAUAAGGUGAAUGACUGCCAGGCUCUCACGGAGCCCCGGACCCCACUGUCAUUUGGUGACCCUCCUCCUCAAAGAGUUGGGGUUUUCCUGGACUAUGAGAAGGGGGAGGUGUCAUUCUACAAUGCCAUCGAUGGAUCACAUAUCUACACCUUCAAAAACACCUCUUUCUCUGGGCCUCUGUGGCCUGUUUUCAGGAUUUUGCUCUGGGAUCCCACUGCCUUGACCAUUUGCCCAGCCCAAAGAGAAGUAGGGAAUGCCCUUGUGACUGUCCCAGUGCCUGACCCUUCCCUGGAGACCACAGUGGCCUCAGGCUCAGCUGAUGGGAAUGAGGACCCUCAAGCUGAAGUAACGUCUCUGCUUCUCGCUGCCCAGCCUGGAGCCCAGGGCCUCCUUAAGAGCAAAGUGUCACAGUGA